This is a messenger RNA of Helianthus annuus (common sunflower), 906 nucleotides long. RefSeq lists its product as uncharacterized. Lineage: Eukaryota; Viridiplantae; Streptophyta; Magnoliopsida; Asterales; Asteraceae. The coding region runs from base 1 to 906 and encodes 301 amino acids. The record is from RefSeq and is a predicted model, not a curated record. The transcript is spliced from 2 exons.
AUGCAAGAUAACCAAAAUGUCGACGUGGUGGAACAAGAUGAAGACGAAGAAGAAUAUCCUAAGAUAUCAGAAUAUUGCUUCUCCGUUGAUAAUAGUGAACUAAUGCUUACUUUGCAGAAUUCAGGUGAGAAGGCAAGGUGGCCAAAAAAGAACGACAAGUCAAACUCCUUUAAGGAUAAAUACAAAUGGUGUAGACACCAUGAGGAUUUUGAGCAUUUAACAGAUGAAUGCAUUGCACUAAGGAGGGAGAUAUGCUACCUUCUCAGCAAGGGCCAUUUGAAAGAAUUGCUGGGCAGAAAGAAAUCAAGGACCCAGGAUCCUGGGAAUGUCCUAGAAAGGGCUAAUCCACCUCCAGCAGACGCCCAAAUGAUCAACUUCAUUUCUAGAGGAUCAGAUAUCUGUGGCACUUCUUUCUCGGCAGCUAAGAGACACACUAAUGAGACCAAAUUGGAGAAUGGUGACAGGCCCAUCAGGACUUCCACGUUGACGGAUCAAAAAAUAAUAUCCUUUGACAAGGAUGAUAAUGUCAACAUCCAGGAUCCUCACCAUGACGGUUUGGUUAUAACACUAUUUAUUGCUAACCAUUUUGUUCGCAGGAUUCUUAUAGACGGAGGGAGCUCUGUAAAUAUCAUACAGCUUAAUGUACUCAAGAAAAUGAAUAUUCCAGAGUCCGAGAUAAUACCAAGAUCCUCAGUACUUGUUGGGUUCAGUGGGAAAACCAAGAAUACAUUGGGGGACAUUAAACUACCGAUAUAUAUAGAGGGAGUUAACUCUAUCAAAAAUUUUUGUGUUAUUGACAGUUUGUCUUGUUGUAAUGUGAUUCUUGGCAGGCCCUGGAUCCAUGAGAUAAAGGUUGUUCCUUUAACAUAUCAUCAGUGUGUGAAGCCUCCAACUCUUGGGGAGUAG